Rosa chinensis is the source of this 1333-nucleotide messenger RNA. RefSeq lists its product as uncharacterized. The coding region runs from base 647 to 1078 and encodes 143 amino acids. The transcript is spliced from 4 exons. NCBI's taxonomy places the organism in Eukaryota, Viridiplantae, Streptophyta, Magnoliopsida, Rosales, Rosaceae. The record is from RefSeq and is a predicted model, not a curated record.
ACGUCUUUGGACUGGAAGCAACAUAUUCUAAAGUAGUAGGAUACAUAAAUUUUGUUCGAGUCGGAAGGAUUGGGAGCAACCCAAAUCUCCAAUCAGGCCAUUCAAAUUCUUCCUCUUGCCAACUCUCCACACGAUUCGUCUCUGCUUCUAUUUCCUCCCUUCUUCUAAUCCAUUUCACCACCUUCUUUAUUACUCUAGCUUUACUCUUCACUCCUUCCCCUCUAUAUCUAGCCGAAUUUGAAACUCCAACACCAACACCAACCCCAAUGCCAAGUUGCCACCGGAACUCCGGCAGACAUUGCUUGAGUUCCAUCCGCAAUGGGUCAAAAAGCCUCCAACCGCCCGGGAUGCCCGCCGCCUUAUAACCAGUCCUUCUUAAGAACGAACUUCGAUUUCCGAAACAGAAACUGAACGACUCUGUGGAGUGACCCGCUGUACAUAAAGAUUCAUAGCUCUUCGCUGACACCCUUCUAGCAAUCUGACAUCUACAGAAAUGACUUUGAGAAUGAGGACUCCAAUAAUGAAACCAGAAAGUUGCUUUUUUCAAUUGUUUUGGAGAAGAAGGCCAUGUUUUGAGAGUGGAAAUAAUGGUUGUAUUGAUCUAUUUGGAAGCAAAUUAUUUAGUGAUGGCUAGUGUUAGCAUCAUAUGACCAUGAUCCAUAUAAGUGAAGAACAAAAUGUGAGAUUGUCUGGUUUUGCUUUCCAUGUCGCUUCUGAAAGAUUUGUGAUGAUGGAGAAGGGAUUGAACCGGCUUUGUGGAGUGAGCCAGGGAUAUGAUAAAGAUCCAAAGCUCUUCCUUCAUGAUUAUUGCAGUCAUCUUCAUCUGAUUCAGGUCUAUUGGGUGUCCCAGGUGCUGGGAUCGGUGAAGGUGGGAGCAGGCACCGUUACACUGGGCUGCGAGGGAUCGCCGGGGAUGGGUUCGCAGGCUGAGACCGUAUUGCAGGUUCUCCUUUGUUCUUCUCGGCCAGAUCUGGUCUGGUGCUGCAGGCGGGUCCCGGUUGAGAUCGGUGGGUCUUCAAGGGCGGCACCGGUGGACAAGCUCGGGGCUGUGCUGCGCUGGGAUGGGGAGCAGCUGUAACUGGAUCGAGGGCCUGGGCGGAGGCCGAUCUGGGCUCGGUGGUGGGGUGUUGCUGCAAGGUGGGCUGCUGCAGGUCGGUGAUGCGCAGGGGAAGAGGCCGGUUUGGGUGGGAGGCCGUGCGCGAUUUGGGAUGAGGCGGAGAUGCAGGUGCAGCGCCUGUCAGAGGAGAUCGGUUUGGGUGACUUGCGGCCGGUGAGGGGAGCGCUGUUGGAUUGGAGGCCUGUGGGGCUGGCGGCCGGUUUGGCCGGUGAGGUG